AUGGAUCAUUGUUCAGCCUGGAAGCAGUACUUGAGAGACCUGUGUUUCUCCAAUGAUUAUUUCGAUGAGGAAGAUGAUUUGGUCUUAGCGACUCUCAGCGCCUGGCAUGCGGACGGGGAGGCAUCACACCGAGGGCCGUGGGGCGGUUCAGUGCCGGGUCAUCGGCGUAUCCACCGGAAUCGACUGGAGGGCCACAAUAGGUUGUACAACGACUACUUUGCGGACCCCACGGUGUACCCCGACUACAUUUUCUGUUGCAGGUUCAGGAUGAAACGCGACCUUUACUGCAAGAUUGUGCAGGCGGUUGAGGAGCAUGACCCGUGGUUCCAACAGAGGAGGAACGCUGCAGGCGAGCUGAGGCUAUCCUCCUUGCAAAAAUUUAUUGCGGCAUUCCGUAUGCUAGCAUACGAUGCUCCUGCAGAUUCUCUGGAUGAAUGCAUCCGGCUAGGGGAGAGCACCAUCAUUGAGAGCAUGAGGUGGUUUGUUCGUGCUGUCGUCGAGGUGUUCGGUGAUGAGUACCUCCGUGCUCCGAACGAGGAGGACAUUGCUCACUUGCUUGAUAUCAACCAGCGAAGAGGGUUUCCCAGGAUGCUGGAAAGCAUUGACUACAUGCAUUAG
Phragmites australis (common reed) is the source of this 618-nucleotide messenger RNA. RefSeq lists its product as uncharacterized. The record is from RefSeq and is a predicted model, not a curated record. Bases 1 to 618 code for a protein of 205 amino acids. NCBI's taxonomy places the organism in Eukaryota, Viridiplantae, Streptophyta, Magnoliopsida, Poales, Poaceae. The transcript is spliced from 2 exons.